AAUAAGGAAAGCCAGACAUUAUAGAGACAGAGCAACUAAGCACAGUUGACCAGACCACAGCCUCCAAUUCGAAUUCUCUGCAGGUACCAUGGGAGUUUGAAAUCUGACAUUCAGAUUUCAUCAUUCAUUUUUUUUAUUAGCUCCAUGACAUGGGGCAGUAAAGAUGGAUCCUGCAGUUUGUUUUGAACUUUCGUGUUUGUUUCUGUAGAGGAAUUGGCUUCAUGCUUGCCGUUUCCACAUUUAAAAAAAAAAAACCCUCUUAGGAGUUUCUAGCCAUCUGACCUUUUUUUCCCCACUUGUGUCCUCUACUGGAGAACCAUCAGAUUUUGUUUGGACUUUCUUUAAGUGCAUUCAGUAAUGCUGACUGAACCGUGUGGAGCCAUGUCCGUGGGGUCAGAUGUUUGUGACCUGACAUUCUUAUCUCCAGCACCUCCUGUGCCAUCCUUACCAGGAGCUGGAGGUGGCUGCGGAAUGUCUGUUGGCGGUGGCCAAUGGACGCAACUUCUGGACCUCCACCCCGGGUCUCCCUACACAUCCUUGAACUCCCACCAUUCCCUCAUCAAGCAGGAGCCGGGCUGGGGGACUGCUGACCCAAUAGAGGAUCCCCACUGUGGACUCGGGGCCUUCACCGUGCACUUCUCCGGCCAGCUCACAGGAUCAGGCCCCUGUCGGGUCGGUGGCUAUGGGGAGCCAACAGUGGGUCAAACAAGGAUGUUUCCCAAUGGAGCCUACCUGCCUAGUUGUGUGGAAAGCCCCCCACUCAGGAACCAAGGUUUUGCGCCACUGGGUUUAGACAGCAACCCCAGUUACGGUCAUACACCUCCUCAUCACACCCCUCAGCUCUCCAGCCUGUCCUUCAAGCACGAGGACACACUGUCACCGACAAACAGCAUAGUUGACCAGCAGUACCCAGCGCCUAAUUCCGUGUUUGGCUGUCAUAAUCCUUCAGAGCCUUGUACGAGUAACCAGGCUCUGCUACUGAGAAACUACAACAGUGAAAACCUGUACCAAAUGGCGUCUCAGCUGGAGUGUGUCACAUUGAAUCAAAUGAACACACUGGCGUCUUCCAUGAAGAGUGGCCAUGCAAACAGCUAUGAGAGUGAUUCCACAAGCCCAGUUCCACCCAUGUUCAUCAGCACCCAGUACCACAUACACACGCACGGCGUCUUCAGAGGACUUCAGGAUGUCAGACGGGUGCCUGGUGUGGCCCCUGCAGCUACGCGCUCCUCAGAGGCCAGUGAGAAGCGCCCGUUUGUGUGUGCUUAUCCCGGCUGCAGCAAGAGAUACUUCAAACUGUCCCAUCUGCAGAUGCAUGGUCGGAAACACACAGGAGAAAAGCCUUACCAGUGUGAUGUGAUAGAGUGUGGCCGCAGAUUCUCCCGCUCAGACCAGUUGAAGAGACACCAACGCAGACACACAGGAGUAAAACCUUUCCAGUGCGAGACAUGUCAGAGAAAGUUCUCACGGUCAGAUCAUCUUAAGACCCACACUCGGACUCAUACAGGUAAAACAAGUGAGAAGCCCUUCACCUGCCGCUGGUCCAACUGUCAGAAGAAGUUUGCCCGCUCUGACGAGCUGGUGCGCCACCACAGCAUGCACCAGAGGAACCUGACCAAGCUGCAGCCUGCCAUCUGAGCAGCGAGAGGAGGGGGAGGAGGAGGAGGAUGAAGAGGAAGGUGACAAUAUGUUGUGCCAGCCAGUGGAGAAAGACGCCUGGAGCCUGGUCAGCAGUUAUGGUGCAUCGCCAGACUCGGUGAAGUGGUGAACACAGCUGAUGCCCAUCUUAGUCUGACAGAUGAUAGCAGGAGAACAGACUCACUGAAGACCCACAAGAUCAGCAAGAAGCACCUCAAGCAGCACACGUUAUGGUUAUGUGACAUUAGAUCUCAGACUUUGAGGGGGUAUAAUGCAGUGAUUCUGAGCCAAGAUGAGAAAUCCUAUUUUAUAUGACAUGAAGAAAACACGCUAUUUUGAGUAUUUUGUACACUUGCACUGGCUUCCUCUUUUAUUGUUAAAAUUGCCUCACAUUGAACAAUUGCUGGACCUUGCAAACUGGAGUUAGGAAAUUGUCAGUAUGUCACUUUUUGUUGGGAAUUUGUUACAGCAUUUUUGUAUUCCUGAAGGACACAAUAUUCAUCAAAGGGCUUUGUAUAUAUGUGGUGUGUUUUCUUACCAUUAAAGAC
Messenger RNA from Menidia menidia (Atlantic silverside), 2183 nucleotides. Lineage: Eukaryota; Metazoa; Chordata; Actinopteri; Atheriniformes; Atherinopsidae. The record is from the annotation of a GenBank genome assembly.